AAAGAAAGAAAGGAAUAUAAAUAGUAAAAAAAAAAGUCGUAGGGUUUAUUCGCUCUCUACGGCCGGCAAUGGGGAAGACCAAGAAGCGAAAAGAUUCGAAAUCUUCCUCCACUGUUGAGGAGACUGCUCAUGUUUCUUCUUCUAGAUCUCUGAAGAAUGGUAAGAGCGUUUUGGCACCUUGUUCUGAGAGUAAAACAGAUCUGAAGAAGCAAAAGAUACACAAGGAGAAAUUUGAGGAUAAUGAUGAAGAUGAUGAGAUAAUUGUCUCGAAAAGGGAUUUCGAGAAAAUGACGAAAUCUAUCAAAGAGCUGUCUGAAACCGUGAAAAACCUACAGGAGAUUCUUUUGACAAAAGCCGAUCUACUUGAUCAGGUUUCAUUGAAGGCGAAAGAAACCCCAAUGAAAAAGGAGGAAGAGAUAGUCACUUGUGGUUUUGAUUGUAAAGAAUUCAAGGGAAACAAUUUUAAAACCAUUUUCGUUAAGGGAUUUCAACAGUUGCAACCUAGAGAUGAUAUCAAGGAGGCAUUGACUACCAUUUUCAGUUCUUUUGGAGUCGUCACAAGGGUUUUUGUUCCCAUAGAGUGUAAAACCCGUGUUCCCUUAGGAUUUGCUUUCAUUAAUCUGAGAGGUGGUGAAGACAAGGCGUUAGAACUGAAUGGAAGGCGCAUGGGAGGAAGGAAACUUGAGGUGAAGAUGGCUAGAGAGACCGAAGAAUUCUAUGCCUACCCUGGCUUUACAGGAUGUGGACGAUGUAUAACGUUUAUACGCCCUUGUUUAACCGGCCACCGGGAGGAUAUCAUAUCAUGGUUAUAGUUGUCCUUUCAGCAGGCAGGUGAGAUUCACCGACUUCCUCGUUUUUCCAGCCCCUAGCGAUGAAACACAGCUUAUAUCAGUUGUUUUUAUGGUUGCUUUGAGUUUUGUUUAUCGACCAGCUACAUCGAACUUACUUAAUUUGUAUCGCUUAAUUUAUAUAUAUUUUAUUCAAAGCUAGUAUUAUGAUUCUU
Messenger RNA from Camelina sativa (false flax), 1003 nucleotides. The record is from RefSeq and is a predicted model, not a curated record. NCBI's taxonomy places the organism in Eukaryota, Viridiplantae, Streptophyta, Magnoliopsida, Brassicales, Brassicaceae.